UCAAACCAGUCCUUGUCAUUUAAAAUCUUAUUUCAAAUCGGCUUGUGCUUUUAAUGUUUGUUUAUUCUAAAAUUAAUAAAUGUGUCGAUUGUAGCUUUCUAACUACAUUCAAAAAUUAUGAUUUCGGGAACAGUACCUUUGGCUUUAUGUACAGUAGUUUUCAGAAGGAUGUUUGAUACAGCAACAGGACGGAUUCCUCCUUUACCAGUCAGCAGCGCUGUGAGUCUUCCUGCAAUGUGUAUGUAUUCAGGAGCAGUGUCAACAAUUUUAUUGUGUCUAUAUAAGCACCUUAAAAGAGGUACCUUGGUGAAUGUAGGCUGCAGUAGACAAAAAUGUUGCUCCUCUACCAAAAAUAUUACUCACCGCACCAAAAGUAGUAGAUCAUGGUUUUUGAAAAAUUUGUGGGGGAAACGUAAGAACUGUACAGAUGCAAUACGUAGCGUUGCUAAACAAUUUUCCACGUCAGUUACCAAUUUGAAACCUUGUCUAUUGUUACCCAAAGAAAAUUUUCAAGUGAUAUUUCCAAACGAGUCUUCCACAAGAGGAACUACAACACGGGACUCUCGUGAAUCAUCUUGUGAAAUCAUUUGCGACAGGAGAGAAUACGAAACCAGAUUUUCCAUCAAGAAAUUAGAUGAUUUGAACGACUCAAAAAAAUCACUGUUUGAGGGCUGUGGAGAUAACAAAAACGUACACAAAAGAAAAAAAUCACGAAGAUUUAGUGUUGUAAAGAGGCUUGUUAGAGACGCAAAUGACUCUAAGAUAAUUUUAGGCGAAAGAAAAACACGUAGUGGUAAAAUCUACAAUUGUGUCAAAUAAACCAAUAAUUGGUUAUUUAAACAUUGGUUAUCCUAUAAUUGUAACCUCAAUAAACUUUCAAUGAAAUUGA
Molecule: messenger RNA, 889 nt
Organism: Diabrotica virgifera virgifera (western corn rootworm)
Lineage: Eukaryota; Metazoa; Arthropoda; Insecta; Coleoptera; Chrysomelidae
Exons: 4
Coding region: 118-819 (233 amino acids)
Source: RefSeq, a predicted model, not a curated record